Molecule: messenger RNA, 502 nt
Organism: Aspergillus candidus
Lineage: Eukaryota; Fungi; Ascomycota; Eurotiomycetes; Eurotiales; Aspergillaceae
Exons: 1
Coding region: 189-467 (92 amino acids)
Source: RefSeq, a predicted model, not a curated record
UCGAUCCUCCCCUAUCCGUCAUUUUAAUGUCCAUUCCUGGCCGAAUGAUACCCACUAUCAUGUAGUCCUUCGGCGAAUGCUGGAUAUGACGAUUCUAGGAAUAUUAAAGCUACAUAAGACAUAAUGGUUUGUCUCCAUGGUUCCAGUCAGAUGGGACGAAGUGCUGUCCCAAUCGCCCCAUAAGGAUCAUGAUCAUCGGUAAGAGAGGACGGAACCACACUGUAGUCUGUACACCGCUGCUGAAGCACGGUGCAGCCGUCCAGAUCCUUUUCCAACUGCUUCUAUACCUAGCCAGUAGCCACCGAUCCUUGAUAGGUCCUGGUGUAGCAUUGACCUGUGCAGAGUACAGCCACGACAAAAGUACAACACUCGCAAACCUAAGCCCCAAUGUACUUGAAAGGUCGAGUCAAGCAUCAUGUAAGGCGCAGCCAACCCCGUGUACCAAAUUAGGGAGGAUACACCAGUGACGCAGGGAGCAGCGGUGGCCCAGACAAAACGGCCA